Messenger RNA from Epinephelus moara (kelp grouper), 3803 nucleotides. RefSeq names its product palmitoyltransferase ZDHHC20-A-like. Lineage: Eukaryota; Metazoa; Chordata; Actinopteri; Perciformes; Serranidae. The record is from RefSeq and is a predicted model, not a curated record. Gene Ontology annotation, cellular component: Golgi apparatus; endoplasmic reticulum. Gene Ontology annotation, biological process: peptidyl-L-cysteine S-palmitoylation; protein targeting to membrane; synaptic vesicle maturation. Gene Ontology annotation, molecular function: protein-cysteine S-palmitoyltransferase activity. The coding region runs from base 31 to 1086 and encodes 351 amino acids. The transcript is spliced from 13 exons.
CCGCCAGCUAAUGUCCCAUACGGAUUAAAGAUGGCGCCCUCUCAUGCACUGAGGUGCUGUAAACGGGCUCUAAACUGGGUACCUGUCCUGUUUAUCAACCUGGUUGUCGGUUGGUCUUAUUACGCUUAUGUUGUGGAGCUUUGUGUCUAUACGAUCCCAGGUAAUGCAGAACGAAUCAGCUAUUUGGUCAUCUUUCACAUUGUCCUCGGCAUGUUUAUAUGGUCCUACUGGAAAACUAUCGGGUCCAAACCAACCGGCCCCUCGAAAGCGUUCGGUCUUCCCAGAGCAGAGAAGGAACUCUAUGAGAGAGAGGAGCGAGCUGAGAUGCAACAGGAGAUUCUGAAGAAAGUGGCGAGGAAUCUACCUGUGUAUACACGCACGGCAGGAGGAGCCAUCAGAUACUGCGACCACUGCCAGGUAGUCAAACCCGACCGCUGCCAUCACUGCUCCACCUGUGAGAUGUGUGUGUUGAAAAUGGACCAUCACUGCCCCUGGGUGAAUAACUGUGUUGGAUUCUCAAACUACAAGUACUUUGUCUUGUUCUUGGCCUACGCUUCACUCUACUGUGCAGUCAUUUGUGCCACAGUCAUCCAGUAUUUCAUCAAAUUCUGGACUAAACAACUGGCUGACACGCACGCCAAAUUCCACAUCUUGUUUCUGUUUUUCGUGGCGGCCCUGUUCUUUAUCAGCAUCCUGUCACUUCUCAGCUACCAUCUGUGGCUUGUGGGAAAGAACAGGACCACUAUAGAGGCGUUUAGAGCUCCUGUGUUCACAAAUGGUCCAGAUAAAAACGGGUUUUCUCUGGGCUUUAGCCGAAAUGUAGCUGAGGUGUUUGGAGACCAAGGGAAGUACUGGUUGUUUCCUGUUUUUUCAAGUCUGGGAGACGGGCAUUCCUAUGUUACCAGAUUGGUACACAUAGAUCCUGAACAAGCAAACAGUGUCCUCCAGCAGAAUGGCAAAAGCCUUGCUGAUGGGGAGGCCAACCCUUGUGCACUUGGUAACAGUAUACAACACACAACGGAAGACAGUAAAGACAAAACUGAAGGAGGCCAGACAGUUUCUGUGACAGUGGAGAGUGAGCCAUAGCAGGUCGCAGGCACAUCAGUAAACUAUGAUGCCUUAAACCAGGAGCAUCAGCGCCGCCACAGGAGCCGUCCUCCACCCUCAUUUUGAGUUCAACAGUGCAGCCUCAAGCUACAUGUUUUGUACAUACAUCAAAUGGACCAUAACUUCCUCCGGUGUGCUUUAAACCAGCACCCCAACAAUACUGUUAUCACGCGACAGUGACUGUACAGCAACCUCGUAGACUGCACCAGUCUGAAGCAGAGGUAAUUCACAGGUUUCGUCUUUCUUUUGAGCCAAAGACAUUCAUUUUAUUUUUUGUUGUAUCUGUUGUUGUUGCAUCUGAAAAACUCUGGGACUGCUUUUUCGCCUCGAGCCAACGUUUGUCUACAUUGUCUGUGUUUAUCUACAUGGAUUAAUCGCAUAACACAUUCCUAAUAGAGAAUCCUGUUUUCAGUAUUAAUUAAGCAUUAAUGACCAAGAGGGAGAAGAGGGAGCCACUAAAGUGAGAUGUGUACAAGUUGUAAAGAAUGGUGAGACAUUUCAACACUGCCAGCAGUGUAAGAAUGAUCAGUUUUAAACUCCAAGCACAGUGCAAUUAUUAAGACCAAUUAUCUAAUGGUCUAAUUUAGUUUACAGUUUACAUGACUGAAAAAUAUUUUGAAUGUCUUUAUGUUUACACUUUUAAGAUAUUUAUGUUUUACAUUUCAGAUUUUAUACUAUGCUCAAACAUACAAAUUAUCAAGGGUUUAAAUGUUUGGACCAAAUCCAGUUUAAUUCCAGUUAAAUGAUUUUAAAUAGUUAAAAAGUUGGUUUGCCAUUUUUAAUUGCACUAUAAAUAUUUGUAAUUUAUUUAUUUUCAAGCUUUUCUAAUUUAAUUGCAUCAUUUUAGUGUCUGUUAAUUUUAUUGUAAUGGAUUAUUUUUAUUUGUAUUUAUUCGUUUUUCAUGAUCAGUUCUUUACUACAGUGAGUAUUUGUUUUUUAAUUUAUCAAUCUUGAGUGUUAAAGGUUAACUUUGGUAUUUUUUUAUAUUUUUCAGCCUGGAUACUGUUCACCCAGUUAGAUGUGAAAAUACGCUGCCUGUACACUCCUUUCCUUUUUUUUUUCUUUUUUUCUUUUUUUUUUUACAUCUAAUUGCGUGAUUUAAGAUUUUAUUCCAACCAAACCAGAGUGGGUGAUUGUUGAGUGGAAAGUCAAACCAAGACAGUUUUGUGAGUUUUAUUUUGUUUCUGUCAACUUUUACUGCUUCUGUCAGCUUCUGUUUCUUUAAAUGGAGUCUGGUGGGUUUGGCGUUAGCGAUCUCAGGGCUGUUUCUAGACAAACAAAAAGGAUCUUAACAAAAAGGAUCUUACUCUUAAAUUAAAAUGUUAAUCUCUUUAGCGAUCCUUUCCGUAAGCUGUCAGACACUUAAAAUGUCAGUGGCAAAAAACAAGCACUUUCAGCGAGCGAACACUGAAGGUGCAUUUUGCCCAGAGUGGUUACAUUGCAGCCCUCUCCACUAAAACCGGACAAAUUAAAGGCGCUGUAUGUAAGAAUGUGGCCAAAACGGUUACUGCACUCAAAUUCAAAAUACUGCUGCGAGUCGUGUCCGCCCCCCCCCUCCCCUACAGAUUCGAGGUUGCUGGACAGCGGCACGCUGGAGACUGAUUUGUUUGCCCACGGGCGGCUGCCGUGGCAGGGCCGCGUCGCCGCGUCCUUGAUCUUCCGUUUUCCAGUGGACCAUUCGAGCAAGUCCGGCUUCUCUGCUGCUAACGCUGCUGCCGGGAUACAGCUGAGGAGGAGCCGGCUGCUAAUGCUAUGUACUGGGACACUGCUAAUGCUGCUUGCCGUGCUGCUGUAGCUCAGUCGUAACUUUAACUGAUGCUGAGACUCUACUGACUGCGUGACUGGUAGAUGGCGGGGGGUGGCGCAACAGGCCAAAACACAAAUUCAAAACAUAAACAUGAUUUGCGGACCGUAAAAUUUUUUUUUAAAUGCAAAUAUUCUGGCUGUACUAUUGUUGUCGGUGAGAUCAGUAUGUUAUAUGAACAUUAUUCCUUAGUCUCUGUGACAUAUUAGGAGGAUUUUACGACUAUUUGCUUUAGAUUUCUUACAUAUAGCUCCUUUAAAAAAAAAAAAAAAAAUUCCCAUUAGUCACUUAGACAUACAAGCAUGAUAAAAUAAGGUCCAGGCUGAAAAAUACCAAGUUACCUGUUAAUGCCAAUGAUUAAAUCUUUUUGCUUUCUUUCUUUUAUUUUCCAGUUUAAUGAUAAGAUUUAUUUGAAAGUAAAUGAGAGCACAGAAUGAAACCAUAAUUAACCUGUUAAAGGAUAUUGUCAGAAAGGUCAGGUGUUAUUGAUCAACUGUGUUCUUUAGCCUCAACCCAGAUAGAUAAGGUAGAGUUUAUAUACUGGUAAUGAAAUAGUAGGAUUGCCAUCCUAAAUGCUCUUCUAUGUGCUCCUGGCAGCUGCUUCCUUGUAUUACAUUCAUUUUAGUGGAAAUGAUGAACAGCACAGUGUGGGGUUUGCUGAAUGAUGAUCAGACAAUAAUGUGUAGAUAUUACUGACUGAGUGCUAGCCCAUGUGCAUGUACUCACAGAAUCUCACAGUAGUUUAAUAACUUACUUCACUGAUUAAACCUAGCUUCCUGCACCACCCAAGCAGCUAGUGCUGCUAACAUCACCAGGCCUGUAAAGAACUGCUGUUUUGAGACAAAAUGAUUCACGCAGAGUGACCUUCAAUGUUCUGUAACAAUAAAUAUAA